Messenger RNA from Leptopilina heterotoma, 876 nucleotides. RefSeq names its product trypsin 5G1-like. Gene Ontology annotation, molecular function: serine-type endopeptidase activity. Bases 50 to 841 code for a protein of 263 amino acids. The record is from RefSeq and is a predicted model, not a curated record. The transcript has 7 exons. Gene Ontology annotation, biological process: proteolysis. Lineage: Eukaryota; Metazoa; Arthropoda; Insecta; Hymenoptera; Figitidae.
UAAAAAGAUGAUUAAAAGACACCUUGACUUUAGAUAGUGUUUUGCAAAAAUGUUUAAAAUAAUUUUCUUGUUUCUCUGUGGAUUUUUAUUGGUGACAUCGUAUAAAUCAUCUUCUCUCAAAACAACUUUAAAUCGAAGCUCUAAAAUAAUUAAUGGUGAAUUGACAACAAUUGAAAAAUUUCCAUUUUUGGUAUCACUACAAUACAAUGGGACAUUCUUCAAUCAUUCUGUGAUGCACUUUUGCUGUGGCAAUAUUAUUCAUCGACAAUGGAUUGUCACAUCUGCUCAAUGCAUGAAAGCAAGAAAUACUGAAAAUUUUCAUAUUAGAGCUGGAUCAGCAAAAUAUUAUCAAGAUGGAGUAGUUUAUAAACCGUCAGAAAUAAUAAUCCAUCCGAAAUUCAUUGAUGCACAGCAAGGCUUUGAUAUAGCUCUGAUCAAAUUAUCUGAGAGUGUUACUUUCAACGAUGGAAUAAAGCCAAUUGCAUUGCCUACUGAUAGUGCAGUUAUUGAUGACAAUACUUUACUUAAAAUUGCCGGUUGGGGUAAAUUUGAUCAAGUUCAUCUAAUAUCAGAUUCGCUUCGUGAGACGAAAGUUACGAAAAUCAGUAGAACAGUUUGUGAAUAUAUUUAUGGAAGUGGUUCUAUUUCAAAGGAAACGUUUUGUAUUUUCAAAAAUGGUCAUGGUCCUUGUGUUGGGGAUACUGGCUCUCCAGCUACGCGGAAUAAUAUUCUUUUUGGGCUUGCCUCGUGGAGUUAUUCUUGUGGUUAUCAAUAUCCUACUGCGUACACAAACGUGUCAUCUUAUACCACUUGGAUUAAAAAUAUUACAGGAAUUGUUUAGCAGAUAUUUUAAUAAAUACUUUACAGACACAAAAA